AUGAGCUUCUUCAACCCGCAAGGAAUUCCAGAGUCGAUACUUCAAAGGCGUAGGAGGAACAGGGCAGAAUUAAACGGCGAAGGCGAGGCUGACGCCGCCUUCGAAGAAGACUUUGAUACCUUACGGGCAUAUUCGCUUAUAGCAGCGACUGCCGAGCUCGACAUGUAUGAGAUGCAUGCUCUAGUGCAGUUCUGUACCCAGGUCUGGCUGUCGUCGUUUAGUGAUGCGGAGAGAUGGAAGCAAAGGUUUAUAGGGCUAAUGGCACAGGAGUUUCCAACAGGGCAAUUCGAGAACUGGGGGAGGUGCCAGCAGUUACUUCCGCAUAUCGAAUCCCUAUACGACAAAGAGCCGGCGACCGACGAGUCCUUGAAGGACUGGGCUCAGAUUCUUAUAAAUUCUGCGUGGUAUAUGUGGAUGAUAGGGAGGUAUAAGAUAGCACACGGCAUGGCAGUAAAGGCGCUGAGUACUAGCGAAAGGGCAUAUGGGCAGGAAGACCAGAUGACACUAAUAAGGGCUACCGUCCUGGCGUUGGUGCUACAAGGUUAG
This is a messenger RNA of Eremomyces bilateralis CBS 781.70, 546 nucleotides long. RefSeq lists its product as uncharacterized. Bases 1 to 546 code for a protein of 181 amino acids. The transcript has a single exon. The record is from RefSeq and is a predicted model, not a curated record. Lineage: Eukaryota; Fungi; Ascomycota; Dothideomycetes; Eremomycetales; Eremomycetaceae.